This is a messenger RNA of Leishmania braziliensis MHOM/BR/75/M2904, 2121 nucleotides long. RefSeq names its product cullin-like protein. The transcript has a single exon. Gene Ontology annotation, molecular function: ubiquitin protein ligase binding. Gene Ontology annotation, biological process: ubiquitin-dependent protein catabolic process; protein ubiquitination. Gene Ontology annotation, cellular component: cullin-RING ubiquitin ligase complex. Lineage: Eukaryota; Euglenozoa; Kinetoplastea; Trypanosomatida; Trypanosomatidae. Bases 1 to 2121 code for a protein of 706 amino acids. The record is from RefSeq and is a predicted model, not a curated record.
AUGUCCAGUGUGGUGUCGAGUCGAAAGCGCAUGGCAGAGUAUUCCACUUUUUCGGAUAAGUGGGGCAUCAUUGAGGAGACAGUACUCUGCAUUUUCAAAAAAGAGGUUUCGAGGAACUCGUUUCAGAGAAUACACCACUCUGUUUUCCAGCUGUGCCAGGCACAUUACGGGAGUCAGGUGCUGGAGCGUCUGGAAGAGCAGCUGUAUGCACAAGUCUCCACAGUCCUCAAUCGAAUUGAGGACUCUUCAGUGUAUGUCGCUGACUUUCUUCGUGAGUGGCAGGACUACAAUGACUCUGUGAGUCAAAUCAGCAACGUUCUCUUGUACUUCAACAAGAACUACAUGUACGCCUGUCAUCACUCUUCUAUUGAGCAUCUUGGCGAGCGUAUUUUUUGCUCCUCUACGUUAGGCAAUCCUGAGGUGUCCGCACGUCUCAUCGCCUCCAUCAAGCAGUCGAUUCACGUGCCUGCCGCUGAGUCCAUUAUUCGAGACAUUGGUCAAGAAUUAUACACCGCCGAAGGCAGCAAGUACUUUGUACGCUGUAUGGAAACCCCCUUUGUGGAUGCAAUAGUCGAUAAGUAUGCUGCGCAAGGGGAGCAACAGAAACAGGCGCUCACCACGAACAGUUAUCUGCAGUGGGUUCAGAGCGUCGUGAGCAGUGAAAGUCACAAGUACGCCGAUACAUUUUUCUAUAUUCUGUUGGAUAAACUCACAAAUGCACUCUACUCCUCGCUUGUCCUCAGCGAUCCAUCAUCUGUCGAUGAUAUGCUGACGGGGCCGACCGGUUUGGUACACAUGUUGGAGGAGUGGGAUGUGACCAGUAUUUCCACUGUUGUGCAGGUCUUCUGCGCCAUGAAGCGGGAGAAGGACGUCAUCGACGUUAUUGCUCAGGCCUUGAAAGAGAAAAGCGAGGGCAUCAUAAACGAUCGAAGCACAGGCGUCUUUCCCUUUCCCGGGGUCCAAAAGAUGCUGCAGCUGAUCGAAAGGGCAAAGGAGUUGGAUGGCCUCUUUGCAGCAGAGGAAGGCCAUAGCCAGUCACCGUUUCUGCGCGUUAUACGCAACGUCUUGGGCAGCGACACGCGCUUUAUGGAAACCCUCUCGGUUUACUACGACAAUGGCAUUCGGCAAGGCAAGGAUGACGUUGUGAGCACAGUAGGGAACAAUGUUCUUACUAUUUUGCAGCUGACGCCUGAUCUUGAGGCUUUUGAGGUGGCGUUUCGAAGUCACCUGGCGGUUCGCUUGAUCUACGCAAAGCCACACGCAGUGGACAUGGAGUGUCGCUUUAUUGACCGCCUCUUCAACAUCUACGGAUCAAGUGUGGUGAAUCGAUUUCAGAAAAUGGUGGAGGACAUCCGCAGUGCCACCGCGGCGCAGGAAAAGUUGGUAGCAGAUAUGAAGACGAAAAAGAUAUCCCCUCCCUUAGAGUUCGAUGUCCUUGUCUUGACAAGCGGUCUGUGGCCUCAGUACACCAACAUUCCACUCAGCAUUCCGCAGAGCAUGGAAUCGUGCAAGCAUGUUUUUCAGGAGUACUACCGUCGGCGCCACAACGGUCGGAAGCUCGUUUUUCAGAUGAGCUUGGGCUCGAUUGCUUUUCAGCUUUGCCAUGGAGGCAGAACAUACCACGUGUCGGCGCAUACUCAUUUUGUGAACAGUAUCAUGGCGUUGAACUCGGAUGAGGAUGUGAGCGUCGCAGUCGUUGCUAGACAAGGUGCACUAAGUUCUGACGAGGUACUUACCCACUUCAACACUCUUUGCCACGUUGGUCUUGCCGAACGCAACGGCACAGAGUUUAGGUUUAAUCGUCGCUUUUACUCCUCAAAGUCGAAGGUGAAAGUGAGCGCAGGGGUGCAGAAGUCGGCGCAUGAUGGUAGUGGAGGUGCCAUCGCCGCUUGCAAGGGCAUGGACGGUGCACGAACAAUGAGCCUGGAUGCCACCAUCGUGAAACUGCUGAAAGAGCACAAUAGUAUUGAUUACCAUACGCUAUGCUGUGCCAUCGAAAGUGAGCUGCGGGGUGUGUGCUCCCCCACACGAACGGAUAUCAAACUGCGCGUAGACGCUCUGAUGGAGAAAGGAUUGCUAAUGCGAGGUGAAUCAGCGAACUGCUAUGUCUACUGUUCGUGA